Mobula hypostoma (lesser devil ray) is the source of this 3370-nucleotide messenger RNA. RefSeq names its product heterogeneous nuclear ribonucleoprotein U-like 1 like (gene hnrnpul1l). Gene Ontology annotation, molecular function: protein binding; RNA binding. The coding region runs from base 195 to 2576 and encodes 793 amino acids. Lineage: Eukaryota; Metazoa; Chordata; Chondrichthyes; Myliobatiformes; Myliobatidae. Gene Ontology annotation, cellular component: nucleoplasm. The transcript has 15 exons. The record is from RefSeq and is a predicted model, not a curated record.
CCGUGACAGCGGGUGAAGGGAGUAGGCGGCCAUUUUGUCGGCCAGGAGCAGCAGCGAGUAAGGAGGAAUUUUAUUCCUAGUCCGACCCGUUCCUUCCUCCGGUCGUCUAAGCACUGAUUUUUUGGGGGUAAUUAUUUAUUUAAGCACCGCGUGGAGUUCGGGGUGCGGCGGGUUUGUGAUUUUAACUCCCCGAGAUGAGUUCGGUGGACAUCCGGAAGCUGAAAGUGAAUGAGCUGAAGGAGGCGCUGCACAAGCGGGGCCUCGACACAAAGGGCCUCAAGGCUGACCUGCAGGAGCGGCUGCAGGCCGCACUCGACCGCGACGCCGCCGAGGCGGCGGAGGAGCAGGAAGUCGUCGCGGAUGUUGCCAGCGACGGGCACUCGCGGGAGGAGAAGACGGAAGAGCCGGCGACGAGGGCCUGUGAGGGUGAUGGUACUGAUGCUCAGGAUCCAGGCUAUGGUGGAGCCGUGAACUCCUUUAAUCAAUGCAAUAAUCAAAGCAAUGAUUUUGGAAGGUCCAGGCAAGAAAGUGUCGAGAGACCAGCCACCGAGCAGGCACCAGUAAAGCAGGAAUUUCAACCAGUUACAGUAAAAGAGGAACCUGUGGAUCAAGCGGCAGUCAAACAGGUGAUACCACCAACUAGAAAGAGACCCUUUGCAGACCAAGGGCAUGGAUAUUAUGAAUACCGAGAGGACAGGAGUUAUGCUCGCAGAGCAAAAUCUCCCCAGCCACCUGCCGAGGAUGAUGAAGAAGAAAUUGAUGAAUCUUCGGUGACAAUUGAUACUUAUAACUGUGAUCUGCACUUUAAAGUAGCUAGAGACCGCUUGAGUGGCUACCCCUUGACUAUUGAAGGAUUUGCAUAUCUGUGGUCAGGAGCACGAGCAACAUAUGGGGUCAACAAGGGGAGAGUUUGUUUUGAAGUUAAGAUUAAUGAAGAAAUUCCAGUUAAACAUCUCCCUCCAACUGAGCCUGAUCCUCAUGUGGUUCGUGUUGGUUGGUCGCUUGACUCGUGUAGUAUGCAGUUAGGUGAAGAGGAAUUCUCGUAUGGGUAUGGAGGGACAGGAAAGAAGUCAACAAGCUGCAAAUUUCAGGACUUCGGAGAACGAUUUUCUGAAAAUGACGUGCUGGGGUGCUUAAUUAACUUCGAAGUUGGUGAAGACGUGGAGAUGUCCUUUACCAAGAACGGAAGGUGGCUUGGUGUUGCGUUCAGGGUCAAAAAAUCAGCUCUUGCUGGACGUCCAUUGUUCCCACACGUGUUGUCAAAAAAUUGCGCUGUUGAGUUCAACUUUGGCCAGAAGGAUCCCUGGUGCAGAAUUCCUGAUGGGUUCACAUACAUUCAGCAUGUGCCCUUAGAUCAACGGAUGCUAGGCACAUCAGGACCAAAGACAAAGGCAGAGUGUGAAAUCCUGAUGAUGGUUGGACUCCCUGCAGCAGGGAAAACAACGUGGGCUGCAAUGCACGCAGCCAGCAACCCAUGGAAGAAGUACAACAUCCUCGGUACAAAUGCCAUCAUGGAGAAGAUGAAGGUGAUGGGGCUUCGACGUCAACGCAAUUAUGCUGGCCGUUGGGACGUCCUAAUUCAGCAAGCUACCCAGUGCUUGAACCGUCUUAUCCAGAUCGCUGCUCGCAAGAAACGCAACUAUAUUCUUGACCAGACAAAUGUUUAUGGAUCAGCACAGAGACGAAAAAUGCGUCCUUUUGAAGGGUUUCAACGCAAGGCUAUUGUAAUUUGUCCCACGGAUGCCGAUUUAAAAGAACGGACAAUAAAACGCACUGAUGAGGAAGGAAAGGAUGUGCCUGAUCAUGCAGUUUUAGAAAUGAAAGCGAACUUCACCCUGCCAGUCGUAGAUGAUUUCCUAGAAGACGUGACUUACGUCGAGCUUCAGAAGGAGGAGUCCGAGAAGCUGGUGAGCGAGUACAACGAGGAAGGGAAACGGGCCAUCCCUCCCCCUGAGAAACGCUUUGACAACCGGUCUUCUGGCUUCCGAGGCCGAGGAAACUUCAACCGAUUUGAUAAUCGUGGCGGGCAGGGAUCUCGUGGCUUUAACCGUGGUGGAUUCCGUGGAGGUUACAACCGUGGAAGUAACCCUCCGAACCGCUGGCCCAGCAACAACAACAACAACCGUGGCACCUACAAUCGGACUCACAGCUACAACAUGGCGCGAGCACCAACCUACAACAAGACCACCUAUAAUCAGAGCAUGCCAACGCCAGUCGCGCCGACAACGACACCGGCUCCUGCGCCACCUCCGCCACCACCAGCACCGGCUCCUGCACCACCAGCACCGGCGCCAGCUCCAGUGACGUAUGGGCAGACCUACGGCCAGGGCUACAAUCAGGCAUACAAUCCUAGUUACAACUAUGGCACCUACAGCAGCUAUGGGAACUACAGCCAAGGCUACACUCAACCCCAAACUGCCACACAAACCUACAGUCAGCAGUAUCCAAACCAGUACCAGCAGUACGCUCAGCAAUGGAGCCAGUAUUACCAGAGCCAGAAUCAGUGGAAUCAAUACUAUGGGAACUACAACUACGGGAAUUACUCAGGAGGAUCGCAGAGCUCCGGCACGCAGUAGAACCAAUGCUGAAGCUAUUAUCCAAACCAUUUUUUAAAAGAUUAAACACAAAAUAAUUCUAUGAGCAGUCAGUUGUAAAAAGGUUUUAAAAGCUCUGUUUGGGUGUGUGAUACACCUCAAUUUUCUGGCAUUUUGUGUCAUAUAGUAGUAGUAAUUGUAAAAUUAAAGAAAAGAUGCAAAAGAAAGAAUCAAAAAUUUAAGAUUCUGAGAUGUUUAAUGUAAUGACGUCUUUUUAGAUUUUUAUGUAACUUUUUACUGUCAGUAAGCUAUUUUGUCAAGAUAACUAAUGACAAAACUUCAAAAACAAUUGGGUGACACUUUGAACAUGUUAACUUUUUUAUAUAAUGUAUAAGGUUUAUGUCUGCUUGUGCUUUUCUGUUGAGUCUGUUUGAAACCUGCUUUUGUAUCUGGGAUAAAGUUAAGAGUUAACAACCUUACAAAGCUUUUGGUGUUAUUGCUCUCAAUUAUGUCUUAUCAAAUUUUGUGUUUGCGUGGUAUGUAAUUAAGGGCCCAACAAAUUAUUUGGAACAUUUUUAGUAUUGUAUUGACAUGAAGUGACAAGGAAUGUUCAGAACUAUCUCUAAAACUGCAGCAGCUCCAGAAUUUGUACAAUACUAAGACAGGAAGUCACAUCACUAAACAAACACUCCAUAUUAUGUACAAACAUAAACACUUCACAAUAUCUCUCAGGCAGUUUGCUUUCUAUCACUUUCAGUUUCGCCAGUAAACUGAAAGAAUUGUCUUCCAUCUCUCAAAGUUGACAAAACAUUCUGUUAAUAAAACAAAUCUGCCUA